CGGAAAAGAAACCGAGCGGGUUAUCCACAUCUCUCGUGUCGUCGUGGCUUAUUCUUCCGCCACCCACCCAUCCCACGUCCGCUGCCGAGUAUAGUGGGUAGAGAUGAAAUGCGGCCGUCGUCGAUGGUGCUGCAGCUCCCACGGCUGGGACGAGUCGCCGGAGUAACGGCGGCACCUGCAUCCAAAGCCGGGCCCCGCAAAUUGAAUUCCCAUGGGUGCCGCAGCAGCCGGCGCUCCCCCUCGUCCAGCAGCAGAAGCAGCAGCUGGUUCUCCUCCAACGCCGAGAAUCCCGGCCCCGACACCAGAGACGGUAACAGGACUAGUAGUAGGAGGUGGUGGUCCGACGACCAAUUCGACGUGGAGGAGGAGGAGGAGGAGGAAUUCGGGAGCGAGGGCUCGUUUGGUUCUGCAAGGGAGAUGUUCGACGAGCCAUGGUUUACCAAGGUCUUCAGGGUGUACGGGUAUGUGCUCCCGGUGCUGCUGGCUUCCAUGCUGGUGACAACGCGGCCACAGGCUUUCCUCAUGGCCAUGGCCAUCCCGCUCGCCCAGUCCGUUCUCUCCUUCGCCAUUUCCAAGAUUGGUUCAUUUGGGCGGCGCCGCCGUGACGAAGAAGAAUAUGACGACGAUGGUUAUUAUUAUUCCGAUUACGGCAGCGGCGGCUGGGAAGCUGAAGAACAGUAUAGAAGCAACUCCUCAUCGACGUACAGAGGAGACAGCAGCACUACUAGCAGCAGGUACCAGCAGCAGCAACAGGAGUCUGCAGAUUCACAUCCAACGGCAGAACCAGGUGAUAUUAACGGUACCACCGGCACAGCAACUAGAAGUGAAAGUGGUAGUAUCAGUUUUGGGGGAUGGGACGAGCUGGAAGAAGGCGACGACCGCCGCCGCAGCAGCAGGUGGAGUGCAGGAGCGUCGCCGGUGGAUACUGCUACCGCUGGCGGUGCAGUGGGAACGAGUAGACCACCUGCAACUAGAAGGAGAAGAAGCAGAGGAGCUGCAGCUGCAAGGUACAGGCAGGCGCCCCUGCCGAUGCGCUUGCUCAUCGCGCUCUUCCCAUUCCUGGGUUCAUGGUUCAGAAUUAUGCUCUAAUUCCAUAAAUUAGAGUCAAUCCCUCCACGAAGAAUAUUUAUCGUUGUUUCUCGUCCAGGUGUAUACCAAUGUGUAUGCAUAACUAGAUCGAUCCUCACGAUCCAGUGUGUGUAUUACCAUUUGUUUUUUGAAACAGAUGUACUCCAUAUUACCAGUAUAGUAAUUUUUUAGAAAGAA
Triticum dicoccoides is the source of this 1266-nucleotide messenger RNA. RefSeq lists its product as uncharacterized. Bases 109 to 1089 code for a protein of 326 amino acids. The record is from RefSeq and is a predicted model, not a curated record. The transcript is spliced from 2 exons. Lineage: Eukaryota; Viridiplantae; Streptophyta; Magnoliopsida; Poales; Poaceae.